AUGGAAAAAUCCAAAAACUUCAGAAUUGACGCCCUGCUCGCUGAUGAGACGAACCGCGUGAGUCGAGACCUCUCCCCCGGUCUGAGCAGCGACAGCCCCGCAGGCAGCCCGGUCUCCUGCCGCCGCGCGGACACCCCGUCUCCACGGGCCGCACACCUUCAAGGAUUACUCCACAAACCGGGGGUUCUAACUCUCCCUCAUCCAGGACUUGCUUCACUUCCCGGCAUGUAUCAUGCACCCAUGUACCCGUUAUCCGCGUUGGGUGGCCAGCACCCCGCGUUCGCGUACACCGGCUUCACACAGCUCACACACACCUACCCGGAGCACCUGAAGGCGGCUGCGAUGGCGGGGUCUCUGCCCCUGGAGCACUGGUUCCGCGCCGGGCUCAUGAUGCCACGACUGCCAGAUUAUACCACGGGCCCUCAGGCCGGGCUGUUGGGGAAGUGCCGGAGGCCUCGCACCGCCUUCACCAGCCAGCAGCUGCUGGAGCUGGAGAACCAGUUCAAGCUCAACAAAUACCUUUCCAGACCUAAACGCUUUGAGGUGGCCACCUCACUCAUGCUGACUGAAACACAGGUCAAGAUCUGGUUCCAGAAUCGGAGGAUGAAGUGGAAACGCAGCCGGAAGGCGAAGGAGCAGGCCUCCUCCGCCUCGCAGUCUGAGGCCAAGCAGCCACGCAGCGGAGGAAAAACAGCCAAAGACAAAACAAAGGAGAGCCGGCAAACUGCGAACGCAGACGACAGAGGGAUAGAUCUCGAUCUGGAGGAUGGAGAAGAGGAGGAGGAGGAGGAAGAGGAGGAGGAGGAGGAGGAGGAGGAGGAGGACGUCCAGCGUGGUUUUCCUGUUGGGAUGCCGCGAGCCACGGACUUCUUGCAGAGCAGCACCGAUGUUGGCUACAAUCCCCACAGCCCUUUCUCUGACGAGGAGCUGGAGGAAGUAGGAGGAGGUGACAGGAAGAUCGGGGCAGGACUGUGAACAGACACUUUGGUUUCCUGAGAAUUACAGACACUUUACACUGGGACACGUCUGUGCUUGUGGUCAAGGACAAUCCCACAAAUAUACUUUAUAAACCAUCUGUGAAUAAAAUCUUCUCUACUGUACAUUUCGUAGCAUGCCAAGAAAUAAAAUAAAAAAAGGUUCUCAUUUCCUCCCAAAAUGUUGCCGUUUCGAUGCCAAUCACCUUCCGGUGACCUCGUCUUUGCUCCAUCCGCUGACAGCUGGAGCUCCACCCAGUGAACACACAUGGCUGAAGGCUGCGUACAGUGGAUGCGUAUACAGUGGAAAUGCCUCCACUGCAUCGUGAAGACAACAAAAUACAACGUAGACAAG
This is a messenger RNA of Cyclopterus lumpus (lumpfish), 1329 nucleotides long. RefSeq names its product motor neuron and pancreas homeobox 2b (gene mnx2b). Gene Ontology annotation, molecular function: DNA-binding transcription factor activity, RNA polymerase II-specific; DNA binding. Gene Ontology annotation, biological process: regulation of DNA-templated transcription. Lineage: Eukaryota; Metazoa; Chordata; Actinopteri; Perciformes; Cyclopteridae. The transcript is spliced from 3 exons. The coding region runs from base 1 to 975 and encodes 324 amino acids. The record is from RefSeq and is a predicted model, not a curated record.